AAUACCUUUUAUAUAAUUUCUCUUGAGUAUAAUUUUAAAUUUUAAUGAUCGAUUACAUACUCACCACACAAAAACACUCCAUCGCUCUUCCAUAACUGUUUUCCCUUCCAUAAUCUCUCACUUUCCAAAACCAUCUCCAGCUCUGGAAUUUCGACAAUGGUGGCUGUGACAAAUCACGAUAUGGAUUCACAUUCACGACUACCAGCAACCAGUUUUCCGUCGGUGCCGGAGAUUGAGACUGAGACUCGUGAGACGGAACAAGAGGCAUUGCCUUGCUUAGUAUCAUGCACUACUUUUAAUAUUCUGGCUCCCAUUUACAAAAGGCUUGACCCUCUGAAUCAAGGCCUUCGAGAGAGUGAAUUUAAAGCGUUCUGGCUGGAUAGGAACCAGAGGAUUUUGGAUUGGCUGCUUUACGAGGCGUCUUCCAUUAUAUGUUUACAGGAAUUCUGGGUUGGGAAUGAAGAGCUUGUGCGUAUGUACUCGGAGAGACUUCAUGAUGCAGGCUACACAACCUUCAAGCUUGGACGAACCAACAACCGUGGUGAUGGUCUGCUGACUGCUGUGCACAAGGACUACUUUAGUGUUCUACACCACCGAGAGCUGCUGUUUAACGACUUUGGGGAUCGUGUUGCUCAAUUGUUACACCUUCAGUUAAAUGUUCCUCUUUGGCAAAACCAAAGAGCCAAUUUUGAAAGAGAAAUUCUAGUUGUGAACACCCACUUGUUAUUUCCUCACGAUUCUAGUUUGUGUAUAGUGAGAUUGCAACAGGUAUACAAAAUUUUGCAAUACUUGGAAUCUUAUCAGAAGGAAAACCAGCUCAAUUCCAUACCCAUCAUGCUUUGUGGUGACUGGAAUGGAAGCAAACGAGGCCAUGUAUAUAAGCUCCUGCGGUCCCAGGGGUUUGAAUCUACAUAUGAUAAAGUACAUGAUACAGAUGCCCACAAGUGGGUUAGUCACCGAAAUCAUAGGGGAAACAUCUGUGGUGUUGAUUUCAUAUGGCUUCGUAAUGCUAAUACAUCUCGAAAACCACUGAAGACUAGUUGGGGAGAAUCAGUUUUUAGUAUACUAAAGUAUCAACUUCGGAAAGCUUCAAUGACUGAACAUGAUGCGUUCGCCUUUUUAAAGGGUGACAAUUGUGGUGAUUUCAUUACGUACUCGGCUUUCCUUGAAGCACUCCGCCAGGUUAAUUUGAUUGGUGUACCAAGUGGACUAAAUUUCCAAGAAACAAGAGAUCUCUGGAUCCAAGCAGAUACUGAUGGGAAUGGUGUUGUCGAUUAUGAAGAAUUUAAGCAGGGAAUUUGGAAUGCAAUGUUGUCCGAUCGAGAAGUAAAAGAGGAAGAGUCUAAUGGGAAUCUGGAUAGCUCUAAACUAAGCACCGAGGAAGGAGCAUACCUUGGAUUUAAAGUUAAGAGUGCAGCUCUCUUUCCGCGUGAGGUGGAGAAGGGACUGUGGCCCGAGCAUUACUCACUUUCUGAUCACGCUCGUCUCACUGUUAUGCUUUCCGCAGUAAAAAUGCAAUGUUCUCAGUCUAGAAGGCACUCUUUAGGAGCGAAUUAGUUGACACAAGAAAUUUUAUUUUUACUUUUUUUGUAAAGGAAAUUAAACAUGUGAGAAACUUGGUAGAUGAAUGAAGAAUGGAGUUUGUAAAAAAAUACGUGUACAGGCUCAUUGAUGGCAAAUCCAUUUUGUAGUAAUGCUCUUAUUUUUCUUAGUUUGGAUUGUUUAUGUGCAAUUUUUCAUGGCUCAACUGCUAAAGAAUGAUGAAUAAUGUGCUGAUUUAUCAAAACUUUUGUUUCAGCCUCAUGUCAGGCCAAA
Messenger RNA from Cannabis sativa, 1815 nucleotides. RefSeq lists its product as uncharacterized. The transcript has 11 exons. Lineage: Eukaryota; Viridiplantae; Streptophyta; Magnoliopsida; Rosales; Cannabaceae. Gene Ontology annotation, molecular function: 3'-5'-RNA exonuclease activity; calcium ion binding. The record is from RefSeq and is a predicted model, not a curated record. Bases 157 to 1557 code for a protein of 466 amino acids.